Messenger RNA from Trichoderma citrinoviride, 945 nucleotides. RefSeq lists its product as hypothetical. Gene Ontology annotation, molecular function: voltage-gated chloride channel activity. Gene Ontology annotation, cellular component: early endosome; Golgi apparatus; membrane. The annotation marks the transcript as partial. The record is from RefSeq and is a predicted model, not a curated record. Gene Ontology annotation, biological process: chloride transport; transmembrane transport. The transcript is spliced from 3 exons. Lineage: Eukaryota; Fungi; Ascomycota; Sordariomycetes; Hypocreales; Hypocreaceae.
CGCAAGCAGAAGCCCGGCCUGCUGUCCAACCCGCUGCGCGUCUUUUCCACCCUGACAGGCUCCUCCUCCUCCUCCUCCGCCGCCGCAGCAGCCUCGCCGCCUCGAACGCACCAGCGCCCGCCCAAACACCAGCAGUCCGCCUCUCUGUCCUCGCUCACCAGCCUCUCCGGGUCGCUGCGCGAACACAUCUUCGGCAGCGCAACGCCCGCCAGCUCGAAGGAUGGCCUGGCCAACGACUGGUACGCCGAAGGCCCCGGGCGCCGCGUCGGCUACGAGGACUUGACGGCCAUCGACUGGAUCUUUGAGUAUACAAAGGAGCGUCAGCGCCUGCGCGUGCUGGCGUCGAGCUCGGGCGGCGGCAUCAUCGGCUAUGUGCGACACCUGCUGGACGCCAGCCAGGUCUGGAUCGUGCUGCUGCUGACGGGCCUCGCCGUGGGCGUCAUUGCGGCGCUCAUCGAUAUCACCACCGACUGGCUCGGCGACGUCAAGCUGGGCUUCUGCACCAGCGGGCCCGAGGGAGGGCAUUUCUACCUCAACAAGAACUUCUGCUGCUACGGGUACGACCAGGGCUCGAAAUGCGCGGGAUGGAGGUUCUGGAGCGAGGCUCUGGGCAUCCACUCGGCCGGAGGCAAAUGGUUCAUUGAGUACUUUUUCUUCUUGGCCUUUGGUGUCCUAUUUGCGUACUGCGCGGCGUUGCUGGUGCAGGAAUAUGCCAUCUAUGCGAAGCACAGCGGUAUCCCCGAGAUCAAGACCGUCUUGGGAGGAUUCGUCAUUCGCAAGUUUCUCGGUCCUUGGACGUUGGUGACAAAGUCCUUUGGCUUGGUCCUUGCUGUGUCUUCGGGCAUGUGGCUGGGAAAGGAGGGCCCUCUGGUGCAUGUAGCCUGUUGCUGCGCAAACCUCUUCAUCAAGAUAUUCCCCAAUAUCAACAACAACGAAGGCAGGUAG